Messenger RNA from Nymphaea colorata (pocket water lily), 4755 nucleotides. RefSeq names its product agamous-like MADS-box protein AGL62. Bases 3780 to 4592 code for a protein of 270 amino acids. NCBI's taxonomy places the organism in Eukaryota, Viridiplantae, Streptophyta, Magnoliopsida, Nymphaeales, Nymphaeaceae. Gene Ontology annotation, biological process: positive regulation of transcription by RNA polymerase II. The transcript is spliced from 7 exons. The record is from RefSeq and is a predicted model, not a curated record. Gene Ontology annotation, molecular function: DNA-binding transcription factor activity, RNA polymerase II-specific; protein dimerization activity; RNA polymerase II cis-regulatory region sequence-specific DNA binding.
CAGAUCAUAUUUGAAAAUACAAUCCUGCUUAUUCAUUUAAGAAUUUGAUUUUCACGACGCCAUCGCCAUCCAUUCCAUCUAAUUGAUACAAAAGAUCAUUAUUAUUGAAUUUGGAGUUCUGAGAGCAAGUUGACAAGAAAAUCUUUCGUACUGAAGAGCAAGGAAAUCAAAUCCAAAUCUCAAAAACAAUUGGACGGACGUGCACAAGUUUUGGCGUUCCCGAGAUACGCGGAAAAGGUUUCCGUCGCGUUUUCUUGGUUGGUUUCCAUUUUUGGACAACCGUCCAAUUUUCUGCCGAUUUCGACAACUUUUUGAAUGCUUCGCGGGUUAAACAAGAGCGAGAGUUCGCGCUCUGCAAUUGACUGGUGCGUGCUCUUCACUCCGUCCCCCCACUCUCUCCUUCUCCUUCUCUCUCCAUUCCAAAGGGAUCGUCCUGGUGGGUGGGUACUUGGGGUUUCAGGCAGAGGCAAAGCCGGUGGAAUGCGACCAAUUUUUCUGGCUUCGAGACCCCUUUGCCGUGUUCCUUGGGUUUCCGAAUCUGAGAAACCUAAUGUGGACUCUCGCAGCAGAUGAAGGCCUUUGAAGAUCGUCUAAUCGCAGUCUUAAACCUUCUCUCGCACCAGACGAAUGCUUCAUAGCCUGCUCGCCUCCUUGGCAGCCAUUCGGAGGGUCUGAUUGUAGGUUAUUAUAGUUCCCUGUGGUUUCAAUGAAGGUUGUGGCCAAAGAAGAGACAGCGAAGAGACAACUAUUCAAAAGGAUCUAUCAAUUGAAGUUUGCUAUACUUCAUGACAAUACUAAUAUGUUUCAAGUAAAUCUUGGGGGACCUAAAAUUAAACGAGAAAAUAUCAAAUAUGAUGUCAAAUGUUUAAGUUGUUAGAUAAUAAAAGUGGAACAGCAGUCAGUGGCUUGGUGGUUUGCUAAAAGGAUCGUUUAUUUCACUGUGAAAUUGGGAUGAUAAUACCAUGGAUUUUGUGACAGAAUUAUGAGGUAAAAUAAUGCUAUUUGUGUGACUAUUGUGUUCGACUCACCAGGCCUUCUGAUUUUCUACAAAGAGCAAUCAGUCACUCUCUUGAAAUCCUUGUGGAUUUGUAAUUUGUAUGUAAAUGAAAUUGGUAAACUACAUGGUACACAAAAUCCAUUACUACUGAUUAAGAUUCACAAUUUAAUUCUUGACCUGGGGACUACUGCUGAAAGGAUUGAACACUAAAGUUAGAAAGACUAUGACUUUUAAUCCCCAAUUGAAUGGGUAAUUGGAAUGAACGAUUCAAACUCUAAAAGAUAUGUUAUGAGCAUGGCCACUAAAGGAAAAGGUGAUUAGGAUAAACAUAUGAAAUUGACAGAAUGCGCCUAUAAUAAUAGCUCUCAUUCUUGUGUGGAGAUAACACCAAGUGAAGUUCAGUUUGGAAAACCACAUUGAACGCCUUUUUGUGAACUAAAUCUAGAGAUUAUAAGAUCGAGAACACCUUAGUCCUAGAAGACUAUUCUGACUAAGUGACUAAUUGAUCAGUAAAAAAGAAAAGGAACUUGAUUGUAACUCAAAGCAGACAAGAAUUAUAUGCUAAUGACAGAUUCAAAGUUUGAGGUACAAGUUCAUGUAUUUCUGAUGAUUUUACUGCAAAGGGUGCCUUUCGUACACACUUUGUCUAUCAUACUCUCGUACCAUGAUGUUCUAAAAUUGCUGUACGUGGACACACUUGCCCGUACCAAGACCCAUAUCUAUGUGACUUAGAUUAUAAUAUAAGUGUAAAUUGAAUUUUUGACUUACUAUAAAGGGUAGUUCAGGAAUAUGUAUAUAUAUGUGGUGAUAAGCCUGAAUUUCAAUAUAAAAUAUCAAAUUUUAUGGUUAGGUACAAGUUGGAUGAUUGUAGAAUGUAUAUGUAUGUGUGUGCACACAUACAUGCAUGUGUGUGUUUAUAACAAAAAGGGUAUUAUUGGAAAAACCAGAAAAAAAAUGUGCAGCAGAGGGGUCAUGGAUGUAAAUGGGUGAUUUUUGGAAUUCUUGUAUUAGUUAAUGUUGACUAUGUUAUUCCUUUAAAAGGAUACAUAAUAUAUAUAAUUAUGCAUAUAUCUAACGUCUAUGCACAAAAGGGAGAUAUGGGAGGGGAGUUGGGUUUGACCCAAUGGUCCACACCAACUCAGCUCCACUCACCACCUCCCAUGUCUUGUCCAAAAUAAAAACAGCUAGAGAUGGGAGAGGAAGUCUUACUGGCAGAAUGAGGUAGAGGGAGAUCAGAGGCUGUGCAAGAGAAAGAGGGAAGGAGAGAGAGAGAGAGAAGGGAGUGAGGCAGAGAGCAGAAGGAAUACAUGGGAGAAAAAAAAAAAAAAAAGAAAGAGAAGCUGCAACAACUGCAAGUGAAGGGGAAAAAACUCACAGAGGUGGAGGGCAGAGAGAGUAUGUGGGUGGCGGAAAAGAAGAAAGAGAAGCAGCAACAACAACAAGUAAAGAGGAAAAAAUGGAAGAAGCUCACAGCAGCAUCAAUAGGAGCAGAGAAGGAGGAGGAGGACAGCAAAGUAAAAACAAAACUACAUUAAAAAAUAUGCACAAGAAAUAUCCUUAUAUACAAAUCAUACAAAUACUGUUCACUGCAAAAUACAUGAAGUUACGAACUUAUAGAAAUAGUAAUGUAAAACAAGAUAUACAAAUAUAUAAGUGCUCACAUACAUUCUUACAGCAAGUUCUGUUGCUUUUGUUAUUCAUGGGUAAAAUAGAAUGUAUUUCUGAACUUUCUGCUGUUGCUACAUUCUUCCCAGAAAUUCAAGAUGCUAAUCUUGUGUGGUCCAUUGCAUGUCUCAUGGGUGUGGGUACUGGUGCGAUAUGGGAAUGGUGGUGCAGGUAUGGGUACACCAGUUUUAAAAUUAUGGGUACGGGGUACAGCAGAGCAUGAAUAUAAAUAUGUACAUUAUAUAUAUAAUAAUCUGCAAAAGUUCUCAAAUUAAAGAAAGGGGAGAAAAAUAUAAAAUCUAGGUGGAAGGGAAAUAAAAAGAAGCGAACAAUGAAAAUUAAAGCAAAAAUUUGAAAAGAUAAAUUUUUAAGUUUUUAAAAUACCGCCGUACCUGCGUCCCGACACGGGUACUUGGCCAUAACACACGUACCAGGGUGACAUAGGAUCCAUUCCCUCUGGCAAAAGCAACUUGACCAAAAUAUUAAAGUUACAUGUUUUGUGACUAAGUUAAUUCAUUCUUUGCUGUUAUCUACUAAAGCUAUAUCACAAAAUCCAGACACGAAGUUGUCCUUCUAUUGUUUGCAGAUUAGUGGCAUAAAUGGUUGACAUAAGCAAAUGACUAGCUUAAAAACACUCUGAGUAAAUGUCCACGUUGAUCUUUUCCUCUCAAUUUCUGGUUCUCAAUGCAUAGGAAUGGAACUCAUGCACCAUAAUAUUAUGGUGAGUGUAUUGCACAACUGUAUGCCAUCUGGUCAAGUUCCUGAAUGUUGGUGUAGGUUUUUGACGACAGCCUGACUGGCCCCAUGCAAUAUGCAAAAUUGACAAGAAAAAGGGCAUCUCAAGAGUGCAAAGGGCUCAGAUGAGGUGACCUGCUUCUUGCAUUUAUGCCUAGGCGAUCUUCACAUUCAUAGUGGCAUUACCUUGCAGGGAUUUGUCUAAUGCAGCUACUUCUUGUAUGAAACAAAGCCUUAACAUCAUACAUUAUCCCUUGAAGGAAUGCUGCAAUUGUCGUAAACCAAAAUAGUAAGGCAAGGUAGUUCAUAGCAACACAGCAGUCGAUCGAGUAAUCAUAAGGAUUUCCAAGAAGAUUGAAUCCUUCAACUCUUCUUAGAUCUCAUGGAGAAGAAGAAUGAAAGGAACAAUAAUGGUGGGUGCAUCAGCAAAUCAAGAAUGGGGAGGCAGAAGAUAGAGAUAAAGAAGAUAAUCAACGAGGAGGCUCGUCAGGUCUGCUUCUCAAAGCGACGAAAUGGGCUCAUCAAGAAGGCCGGAGAGCUCUGCAUUCUCUGUGGUGUUGAGAUUGCCAUCAUCGUCUUCUCUCCCGCCGGCAAGGCCUUCUCCUACGGCGACCCCUCCGUUGAUGCUGUCAUCAACCGCUUCAUCGACCCUUCCUCCCACGUCCCCACCCCUCCCGACGCCCACUAUGCGUCUACCAUUGAUGAGCUCAACCGCCAGAAUGACGAGCUCGUCCAACAGAUCGAAGUCGAGAAGAAGCGCCGUGUCCUGCUACAAAAGCUGCACCGGAGCGAGGGGUGCGACUUCUGGGACGCCAACAUGGAGAACUUCUCGCUCGAGCAGCUUGAGGAGUUGAAGGGCACCCUGGAGGAGAUGAGGUUGGCUCUGGCCAAGCACGCCAAUGAGCUCACGAUGGGAAUGGCGGCGAUGCAUCUACCAUCCGCCACCAGUCACCACAACCAAUUUCCUCUGCCGUCUCUCCCUCCUCCUCCUUAUGCUUCGGCCAGUUACUCCUCUGCUCCUCUGCCAUCCAGCUCCUUUCUUGGUGUACACAACGCCAACUCCAUGACCAUCCCGUUCACUUAUAGCAACAACGCUUUCAUGGUGUCCUCCUCCAACUCUCACGGAACCAUGGCAACCUCCGGCGAUUAUUUCCUUAGUAACCAUGCUGCUGGCUGGCCAGUCUACCCGCUUUAAGGAUUUCUCUUACUCUUUAGCCAGACCGGAACAUCUAGUGUCCAUGCUCCCCAUGUUAGAUGCAAUGUAGAGUCUAGUGCACCUUAGACCAUUUUUUAUUGUUCAUAACUGUUGCUUGAUUUAUCACAUUCUCUCAAUAAAAUUUGGUAUUUGAUUUUUUGAA